UAUACGUUGUAGAAAGCGGCACUUCGCUUAUUAAGUUUAGUGUUUUUGAACUAUACAUCUUAUAAUAAAAGUGUUAAUUAUAAAGUAAUCCUGUCACAAUAUUGUGAAAUAAAACGUAUUUUAGUGACCAGAAACAUGUUUCGGUCGAAAAAAGACGUUGACCGACACGUUCAAGAUAUUUUUCGUAAAGUAAAAAACGAAAAUGAGAAAACAUACCGUUACUAUAGUAUAGCUAAAUUAUAUUAUCAAGUGGGAGAUUAUGAAUCUGCCAAAAGAUAUAUAUCUUCUUAUUUGGAAAUGCGAGAAGAAUCAUCAGGCGCACAUAUGUUAUUUGGUCAAAUUCUUGAAGCAUUGGGAGACAAAGAAGCAGCAAUUAAUCAAUACAAAAUAUCUCUUGGAUUAGAUGGAAGUCAAGAUAAUUUAGUCUUAAAAGUUUGUGAAUUGUUAGCUGAUAUGGAUACUGGUACGGAUGUUAAUCAUAUCAGAUAUUGGGUAAAGAGAGCAGAGAAAUCAUUUCCACAUGACCCAGUAAUAUUCAAAUUAAAAGAAAAAAUGUUAACAGCAGAAAAACCUGAUCAUGACAGUGAGGAGCUCGAAGCUUUAAUUACAUCCGAAUUAACCAUCAAGCCAACAAACGUGGAACUGCGUGUUAAAUUAAUUAAAUAUUAUAUGACAAAACAUAGAACGGAAGAUGCUUAUAAUCAUGCUGCUAAGGUGGAAGCAACGUAUUGUCAUAGAAACAGCAUUUUAUGGUAUCAUUCGCUUGUCGAGUUGUUGGGAAAAUUCAAAGAUAACAAAAUAGAUGAUUGGUCAUUUUGGGUCUUUUAUAUAUCCACAUUAGAAAGAUAUGCAGCACUUUCUUUGAAAGAGAACAACGCCAAUCAAAUAACUAAAACAAUACCCGAAGCAAUGCAAGCAGUAUUUAAUUUUGAUCAAGCUUUACAUGAAUUUAAAUCACGAAAUAUAUCUAAUUAUUCAAUGUACACGGAAGAAAUGUUAACACAUAUGUGGGGUCAAUUACAUUAUCAUUUAGCCUGUUUGUUAUUACGCAAAACUAAACGCGAACAAGGCAACUGGGAAGAAACAAAUCGACUUUGUUCAAGUUUAUUUUUAAUUGCAUUACAUAUACAUCCUAUGGAUACGACUGCUUCAUGGACUGUCCAUGGAAAAGAACAAUUUAAAAAUUUAAUUCCAGUAUGGAGUAGAGAAGGAUCAUACAGAUGCAGUCAGGCUGGUAAUGUUCUCCAAGAUUGUGCACAAAAUAAUGUCAAGAAGCUGAUGAAUAAAAUUGAUACAUUUUUUUACACAGAAUCAUGGAAAGAACGAAUUUUUCAGAGAAUUUUUGUAUCCAAACUAUAUCAAAAUCGCAUAAGAACUUCACAUUUUUGCAAUCAUAAAGUUUGUAAUCCACCCCUUCAAUUAUGCUUACCAAAUGAAUUAAAACGCUAUAAUGAAGAUUCUGAAGCAGUAUGGCCAGAUUCAUUACAUCAUCAUGUUUGGCUCGGUAUUAGAAAUCGACUUCAAACUAUUUUGAAGAAUGAUCAGACAUAUCCUCAGCAGUAUUCUCAUGUAUUCUCAGACUUACAAUUUUCUGUUAAUAAUUUAAAUCAACCUACUCCUGAUACAUUAUGUAAAUUAGACAUUGAUGCAUUUUUAAAUGCUGCAGUUUUAUGUGCUACUGUAAUGGUUGAAGAUCAGCAAAAAAGAGGUUUCAUAACUCGAGAAAGACUUUCGACUCUACCAGCAGAUUUAACUAGUCCCCUUUGUACAUCUUCUCAAGAGAAAUGGUGGUCAUAUGCAUAUAAAAUGUAUUCCAGAAAAGAGACAUUAGAAGGAGAUUUAGGAGAAAUUAGACAAGUAUUACGACAAGGUUUAGAAACACUUCGUUGUAUCGGUAAUCAUGGUCUGCAUCCAGUAAUUCUAGUGCAUUUAGCACGAUUAUUUCAUCAUAGGGUUAAAAUAUUAAAAGAAAAAGAUCAAGAACAUCCUGACAUUACUGCUUUAGAGAUUCGAAGUGAACUUUAUUGGUCAGCUGUUAUACCUCUUCUUGAAAGAUUGCAAAAUAAUCAAACUUUACGUGUAACAAAUACGAAAUUAUUUAAUUAUGAAGGAACGAACAUGACUAACGUAGAAGUAACUAAUGCUUUGGAAGAAGGUAGAUUACUUUUGGCCCAACGUUUGGUCCGUAAUAAACAAUACGAAGAGGCUAUUGAUGCAUUGCAAAUAUUGAAAUGCCCAGAAGCUACAUUUCAGCAAGGACAAAUUUAUAAAAUUCUUGCUGAUGAGAUAGUUGGUUCUAAACCUAGAGAAAGCUUAACAUCAGAAAUGAGAUCACAACAUAUUAUAAUGCUUACCAAAGCUAGAAAUUGUUAUUAUCUUACUUUAGAUCGAUUACGUAGUCCAGGAAUGAGUUUGAAACAUCCAUUAGAUUCUGAGCUGUGCUUACAUAUUUCAGCUAUAGAAAAUGAAUUAAAAAGGAUCGAUCCAGAUAUAUCACGAGGAGAUUUAAGUAGAAAUGAGUGUGAUGUUUUAUCGGAUGAAAGUUAUUCACCUGAGCAUAGUGGCAUUGAUCAACCUAUAACGACUGUACCUAUAUCCACGUUAACUGGAUUAGGUACUCCUGUGAAUUUAUUCAGUACACCACAAAAGAAUACCCAUCGUACACCAAAACAAUCAAGUACACCUUGUAGAGCACAAAAUCAAGAUAUUCUCGACUUAUCAAGAAAUCGCACAGAAGCACGUCCAAGUCCUGAACGACUUGAUGCACAAAUACGUCAAAUGAUACAUGCUAAAGAUACUGUUAUGCAAACAAUCAUAGAACAAAACAAAACUAUAUUAGAAAAGAUAGAGGAAUUAACAAAAGAAAUGGCAGAGUUAAGAAAAGAUUCUCAAAAACAGCAACAACAACAACCACAACAACCUCAACAACCACAACAACCACAACAACCACAACAACUACAACAACUACAACUAUUACAACAACAACAACCACCACCACCACCACCACCAUCACGUAUUCAACCAACGAACUUUAACUCUAAUAUAGAAGAUGAUUUAUACGUUCUUGGCGAAGAAGAUUACGGUGAUAUAAAUUAUACCACUAAUCAGUCAGCUCAAGCAGCAUCUACUAUUUCUGGAAACAUUUUUCCACCAUCUCAUAGACAUCCUUAUUCACCAUUAUUAUACCCACCAGCAACAGCUUUCCAAGGUUAUUAUCAAGGAACAAUACCAUUUACUGAUCCAAAUGCACAAGCAAUUCCAACGCUAUAUCCUCCGAGUGUUUAUCCAAUGCCUGUAUUAUAUCCUAAUCGACCUAAAGUACCAGAUAUGUUGCAACAAGGUCUUUUUGCUGCAUCAAGAUUGGCAACUCAAUUGAAUGAUCUAGUAACACCUCAAACCAAUGUACCGUUGCAAAUGCCAAUGCAGAAAGUAGAAGUGACAAAGCCUCAAUCUAUAGUAAAAGAUACUUCUAGUAAGAAAGUUCCACCUGUUAAUGUUGUAAUAACUACUUCAGAUACACUACCAACUACGGUACCAUUAGUGCAACCUACUCUGAGUGUUACUAUCCCAGCUCAAUAUAGAAUGGGAAAUACUUCAGCUGUUACAACUACUGUAGAAACACAAAAUGUUCCACAUUGUUAUCAAAUUACUAUGCCAUCUCAAGCAACUAUUCCAACAACUGUUAAUUUACCACCCCUGUCUACAACACUUACAUCAACGCCAGCAAAUAUUUCUUUAUCAGAAACAUUUAAAAUCAAUAAUAUUGACAUACGUUCAAGUGGUUCACCGAAUAGUUCUGCUGAAUUGAUGAACGAAUCAGAACAUGAUCCAAUACCAGAUUUUGUUCCUGUCAUACCAUUACCUGCUGAAGUUAAAGUUAAAACGGGCGAAGAAGACGAAACUACGUUAUAUUGUGCACGUGCGAAACUUUUCCGUUUUGUCGAUAAGGAAUGGAAAGAACGUGGCAUUGGAAAUGUUAAAUUAUUAAGAAAUGCAGAAGGUAAAGUUCGUUUAUUGAUGCGCAGAGAUCAAGUUUUAAAAAUCUGUGCAAAUCAUAUGUUAAGACCAGACAUGGAGUUAACUAGUAUGCCAAAUACUAAUAAAGCUUGGAUUUGGGUUGCAAAUGAUUUUGCAGACGAAGAAGUUAAAGUUGAAAGACUUUGUAUCAGAUUCAAAACUGAAGAAGAAGCUCUCUCGUUCAAACAACAUUUUGAUGAUGCUAGAGCUAGCUUAUCAUCUAUAAAUGAAAAAGUAAUUAAUGAAAAUGAUAACAAAUCUAUAACGACGACUGUUAAAGUUUCAGAAGAGGAAAAUAAUUCAUCAUCUUCAACAGUCACGAAUAAUGUGCCAUUAGAUAAAGAAAAACCUGCUGCAACAACAGCAGCUAUGGUGGGUGGUUUCUCUUUCACUUCAAAGCCGAUUAUUCAAACGGUUUCUACUGAAAUAGAAAACGCAUUGCAAAAACAAAAUGAAAUGCAACAUAAAGUAAGCCCAUUCGUAGGUUUUUCAUUCAAUAAACCCGACUUUACUAAAACACCAGAGAUUGCAGUCAGCUCUGCAGCAUCAAAAAAUGUGUCUACACCUGUGACAACGCAAGCAACUAUUUUUUCUUUCUUAAAAACAAACCCAAUCUCUUCUCCAUAUUCUGAACCAACAACAACUUCUGUUUCUAUUGGUGUACGCGAUGUAACUACAGUCACUACGUCUCAAACAGCAGCAAUUGUUUCUACAACUUCGGCAUCUCGUGUCUCAUUAAGAAGACCGCAUGCACCUGUAAUUGCACCUGCAAUAUUAAACAUCACAACUACGGCAAGCGGUGUCACUCAAAAAUCUGUUUAUUUAUCUGGUCAAGGAGAAGCUGAAACAAAAGUUUUAUUUGAACAAAAAGCAAAUCUUCAACGAAAAUCCAAAGAUAAUAAAAAUUGGGAGAAUAAAGUUGCUGGACAGAUGAAAAUUAUAUUGAAUGUAAAAACAGGAAAUUUGAAUUUAUUAAUGCAUAGAGAAGAGGAUUCCCAAGUUAUAUAUAAUCAACAGAUAUUACCAGAGAUGAAAUUUAAUAUUAAAUCCGUUAACCAAAAUUUAGUUUGUUGGACAGUUUUUGAUGCUACAGGAGAAAAUAAAUUGGAAUCAUAUUCUUUAUUGUUUAAAAGUCCGGAGCAUGCAUCACAAUUCUAUGAUACUGUUAUAAACGAUCAGCAGAAGAAGAAAACAUCUGAAAUUUCCAAUGGAAGUAACAAUGUAAAUGCAGAAAAUAAACAAGUACCUUUAGCAGAACUAUUUAAACCUUCUCCAGGAUCUUGGGAAUGUAAUGCGUGUUAUACUAGAAAUGAUGGUAAACAAUCAAACUGUUUAGCAUGCGGAGAAUUGUCUCCAGUUGCAACUUCUAAUGAACCUCCUACUGGAACAGUCGAGUCCGUAGCACAUACUCAACAAGUACCACUUUCUCAGUUAUUCAAAAAACCUUCUGGUUCAUGGGAAUGUAAAGCAUGUUAUAUUACAAAUUUGGAAGCAAAUAAUUAUUGUGUUGCUUGUGAUAGUCCUAAAGAUCCAUCAAUGCCACCUAAACCAAAAACAAGUGGUUUCAAUGUAGGAUCAAUAUCUUCUGAAUCCAUACCAACAUUCACUUUUGGUAUUCCUCAAGAAUCUGCUAAAGAUACAAGUGGAGGAUUUACAUUCCGAUUGAACAAAUCGGAUAAAGACGAAUCUGCAAAUAAAGUACAACCUAAUACAGGUAUAAAAUCUAGUACAGACAUAAAAAGCAUAUUUGGAGGAACGGCACAACCACCAAGUACUCAACCUUCUCAAAGUACAACACAAUUUGUAUUUGGUUCUCCUGGGAAGUCUUUUGGAUUCAAUUUUACAGCAAAAUCACCAGCAAAAUCACCUGGUGGAGGAGAAACAAGCGACGAAGAGGUCGUUGAAAGCGAUGACAUAUAUUUUUCACCGAUAAUUCCAAUGCCAGAUGAGAUAGAAGUUAAAACUGGGGAAGAAGACGAAGAAAUACUUUAUAGUCAUAGAGCUAAAUUAUUCAGGUAUGAUUCUGCAGUUAAAGAAUGGAAAGAACGUGGAUUGGGUGAUAUUAAAUUAUUAAGACAUCAUCAAACUAAAAAAUUGAGAUUGAUAAUGAGACGAGAUCAAGUAUUGAAGUUAUGUUUAAAUCAUUUUAUUUUGCCUGAAGUAGAAUUUAAACCAAAAGAUGAAAAAACUUGGCUGUGGAAUGCCGCGGAUUACAGCGAAGGAGAAAUUGAGUAUAUGCAAUUUGCGUGUCGUUUUAAAAAUUCUGAAAUUGCAGCUGAUUUUAAAAAAGCUAUUGACAAUGCCAGAGAAUCGGAUAAUUCAUCGUUAAAUAAUGAAAUUAUUCAAGAUGAGCAAGUACAACAACAGAAAGCAAAGCCUUCUCAGGAUAUUCAAGUUGUAUAUGAAUUUAAAGUUACACCCGAAGAAAAAGCUGCUGCUUUAAAAUUACAAUUGCCGGAGAAUUUUUAUGCUUAUAAACAAAAAGAGGAUUGUCCAGGAUGUGCAGGAUGUAAAGAUUUAACGCCCCCGAUUGAAGAUUCACAAUCUCAAGGAGAAUUAAAGACUACAGGAACUUCAAGUUCAACGAUCUCAAUUCCAAAGACGUAUAGUAUUCCUAUGAAUUCACACAUUAAUGAAAUUAAAACUUCAGAUAAUGAAAAUGAAAAAGAUCAAACAAAUGCGUCUCCUAGAAUUUCAUUUAUGACAAAACCAGAUAAUACUGAUUCAAUAAGUAACACAGCUACGAUUAAACAAAAUACACCUAUUACUACUACUGCUACUACUACUACUACUCAUAAUAUGUUUGGUCCUGCUCCUCCAUUAUCAUUUGGAGAGAACAAAUCUCCUUUUUUCAGUGAUAACAAAUCAACUGGCUUUAUAUUUGGAGCACCAGCUUCUCAACCGACAAUAAACGAUAAAUUGACAAUAAGUGAAUCAAUUGGUCAGUCUAAUAAAUCUUCAGAGGACCCAAAUAAUACAUUAUCAAAAUGGUUUGGUAAUAGUAAUGUCAAAAUUUGUGAACCAGUUGGUACGAAUCAACAAUCUAACAAUUUUCCUAGUUCUCAUGGAAAAAUAUUUAACACACCACAAUUUACUCUUCCUGCCAGUACAACUAUAAUGCCUACAUUUGAAAAUACUAAAAAUCAAGUUUUUGAAAGUAUAUCAAAACCAGUGGACAACACAGGAUUAACAAAAUCAUUUUUAAACACGACAGGAAGCAGUUCAUCAUUAACAUUUACAAAUACAUUUAGUAAUUUAUCUGCAACAACUGGCACUACUACUUCAGCACCAAUAUUUGGCUCAACACCUAGUGCAAUGACAAAUUCAUCUAUUUUGAAGACAUCAGUAUUCGGUACAACACCAUUUUCAAUGAAUAUGACUUUCGGUUCAACUGAUUCUGCACCAGCAGAAGACACAUCCAAGAAAGAAGAUGAUGCUCCUGCUUUAUUUACGAAUACCAAUUUAACAUUUUCUGCAUUAGCUCAGAAAACUCAAACAACGGAAGCUUUUAAACAAGAUCCAACAUUUUCUUUCGCUGGAACUGGUUCGUCCGUAUUUGGUUCUAGAAUAACAUCAACAAAAAUAGAACCAAAACAAAACCAAUUAGAUGAAAAUAAAAAAGAUGAUAACGAUGAAGAUGAGGGUAAUGAGAAUGAAAACGAUCAGGAAUAUGAUCCAUAUUUUGAACCUCUUAUUCCAUUGCCGGAUGCUAUUGAAGUACGAACUGGCGAAGAAGAUGAAAUAAAAAAGUUUUGUAAUAGAGCCAAAUUAUAUAGAUACGAUAAUGCUACAAAAGAAUGGAAAGAAAGAGGAGUCGGAGAAAUGAAAAUUUUAUAUCAUGCCGAAUAUGGAACAUAUCGAUUAUUGUUACGUAGAGAACAAGUUCAUAAACUUGUAUGUAAUUUUCUAAUCACCCAGGAUAUAGAAUUCCGUCCUCUUUCCACAUCGAAUAGAGCAUGGAUAUGGGCAGGUAUGAAUCAUGCAGAAGAACCUCCAACUGUCGAAGAACUUGCAGUUAAAUUUAAGACAGACGAAUUGGCUACAGAAUUUAAGACCAUCAUUGACAAUAUACAACAAGUACUACGUGAAAGAGCAAAUGAACAAGAUGUCCAGUAUAACAGUGAUGAAAUUGUGCAAGAAGAUGAAGAGGAAUGUGUCGAAGAGUUUGAUGAUAAAAUUGAUGAUCAAGAGGAUGUCGAUGAUGACGAUGAAGGAUCAUUAUUAUUUGAAAAAAGAGCGACAUUAUAUACGACAUCAAAUUAUACAGUAGGAAUAUUUGAACCUGCAUGGGUACAAAUAGCUUUAGGAACAUUAGCAGUAUAUUAUGAUUCAAAUAUUUUUGGUGAAAAAAUAAUAUUAAAAGCCGACGAAACUGGAGAAUGUUUAAGUAAUACGAUAAUUACUAUGACUACUGACAUGGAGCUCGAUGAAAAAACAUGCAUUUGGACUGCCAUCGAUCAUGCUUUAGAGCCUCCAAAAAGUCGCACUUUGAAAGCAGUCUUUUCGUCAGUUCAAGCAGCUGAACAAAUGCAUAAAAUUUACUUAUAUGGAUUGGAAUGUGCUAAACAAGCAGGUAUUAGUGAGGAAAUAGAAGAAAAAUGAUAAAAUUUGUUGUAAUAAUUAAUUUAAACGAUCUCUCUUAUAAACAUAGAACGUAUUGUGUCGAGGAAACUUUUUACUUUUUAUGUUUUCCAAAAAAUAGUCUAUAUACAAACAAAAAUGGCAUUGAUGUAGAUAUUAAUUGACUAUCUUAUUAUUACAUAAUUUUCUAUUUUAGUCCAUGCAUUUACCAAAAUAGUAUAAGCAACAAAACAAACAAACAAAAAAACAUGUCUUCAUAAUUUUAUUCUGUAUUUGAUAUAUAUAUAU
Molecule: messenger RNA, 8886 nt
Organism: Polistes dominula (European paper wasp)
Lineage: Eukaryota; Metazoa; Arthropoda; Insecta; Hymenoptera; Vespidae
Product: E3 SUMO-protein ligase RanBP2
Biological process (GO): intracellular transport
Molecular function (GO): protein binding
Source: RefSeq, a predicted model, not a curated record